This is a messenger RNA of Phytophthora nicotianae INRA-310, 2896 nucleotides long. RefSeq lists its product as hypothetical. The record is from RefSeq and is a predicted model, not a curated record. Bases 29 to 2764 code for a protein of 911 amino acids. The transcript has 2 exons. NCBI's taxonomy places the organism in Eukaryota, Oomycota, Peronosporomycetes, Peronosporales, Peronosporaceae.
AAGGUCUCAUGGGGAGUUUUGACGCGGGAUGGUUCUGGGAAACAGCCCAAUGGAAUCAGCCACGACUUCGCGCACUCGGCACUUCGCCUUGAGGCUCGAGAGACGCAAGAUGCAGCUUUCCACACUGCAACGGGGGUCCAGCGCGGCUUCUUUAAGCUGCGCACGGCGACUAUUAACCGUCGCCUUCCUGCUGCUCAGUGCCAGCGACGCUCGUCGCGCGGUGGCCGAACGCUCGCAUCCGUAUCGACGUGUGGAGAUCCGUGUGGAGGAUUUCUCCUUCACUGACGGACCAGAGGAGAAGCAGCAGGUCGCUAUUGAGGCUCAUGACAUUAAAGGCUCAGAGCUGGAGCCCUGGCCCAAUGGAGAUAUUCAUAUAGUCAAGUGGGAGACGACAGAUGAGCCCAUAGAGAAGAAAGAAGAGAAGAAAGACGUAAAAGAGAAGAAAGAGAAGGUUCCAGCUGUUGAAGAAGAAGACCAUCUCGAGGACUUUGCUGUGGAGCCUACUGCUAGUGUUAAUGAGGAUGCGGCGUUGAAAAGAUACGCGUCGUAUCAUACUGCCUUGUGGUGGUGGAGUCACGACAAGACGGAGUUGACGACACAGGAACAAGCGGCUGUACUGGCCGUAGUGGUGGCUAUGUUGACGGUUCUUGGCCUUCUUGUGGUGCUGGUGUGGAAUCUGGGCUGGUUCUUGUGGCGAUUCUACCGUGAACGACGCACAUUGAGCAAAUUAUUCAGUGAAAACGACCCAGAAGUGCUGGAACAGGAGCUGCGUAAAUUUCCCGCUGAUCUUCUGUCGCUGAGGAUUAAACAGGUCGCGUGUGUACGACUACGACACUUGCAGGUGUUGUCCAACGCCAGAGACUUUAAGCAGCAGCUUGCAGCUGUGGAAUUCCGAGAAGUUGAGAUGGAAUUAGUGAACCUCCCGCUACAUCCAACGUCGAGGAAGGAGAUGACGUUCGCAGAGAUGAUGACGGCGGUCGAGGAGAUCGCGUGUAGAGGAGAACAGGUGGCAGUGGAGAUGAUGCAGCUCGUUGUUCCUCCUCGUUGGAAGAGCUACGUGGACGAGAAUUCGUGGCUCAAGGCGCAAGACGAGAGUUUGCAGAGCUUACACUUGGAGAAUGCUCGUGUCCAGCAGCUCUCGGAGCAGAUAUCCGAGCUCAUUGUAGCGAAAAUGAACUCUAGCGACCCUCUACCAAAACCGGUCUUCCUGUUGCUACUGGCAUCGCUACGUCAGAGUUCUGGAACACCGCCACAAAAUGGAGCGAAUGGCAACGCGACGUCCAGCGAGAUGGACGCGUUUGCAAGGUGUUGGAGCGGAAGUAUGACGAUGAGUGGCAGUGUGGGCAAUCUGGGUGGAUACAAGGACAAAGAUGAGUUCAACUUCUUACUCAAAGCGUACGACGAGAAGUCUGAGCAGCAAAAAGUCCAACAGGAACUGCAGAGUGCGAUUGAGUACUUCCAAUCAGCUCAUGAACCUGAACACGAACAGUUGUUACUGUUGGAAAACGCAGAUAAUGCCAGCAACAGCCAGAUUAUCCAGCGAACCAAGCAGCUUGGUGCUACUACAGCGGCUAGCAGUGGAGCUACAGCCGCGUCCAUGCGUCGUUUAGAGCGCUGGGUGGAUCAAGCUGAGGUGAUGGAGAUGACGUACGUUGAAGAAGUGGAGAGUGCGCAGUUCAUGCUGGAGGAUGCCCGACGCGACAGCUUCUGCGCAGCGAUCGUCAGUAACGAAGGGAAGGGACUCGAUAGCGUCCAGACUUUGGCGACGAACUUCGUAGCACUCGGGGCUAAACGCGAAGAUGCCAUCUUGAAAGCUGGCGAGAUCUUGGCGAACCGCUCGAACAUGAUGCUCUUGGUGCACAGUCUUCGCGGUAUGUUCGAUCAACUACGCAAGCGAGACAUCAUGAAAAUGAACGAGCGCCGAAGUCGAGACCGUGCUAAGGCACAAGAGAAGCGCGACCGUAUGGCUCAGAAGUUCCUCAAUAAACAGCGACUAAUCGCUGAAAAAAUCGACCGGACUCGCGAAACGCAGCGUCAACGGGAAGAGGAGGCGCGGUUGCAACGGCGAAUGGAGGAACUGAAGGAGACGCGCGCUCAAAAUGCACGAGAUCGAGCGUCUUUCGUGUGGACAGUAACGAAAACCGACGUAUUGGUGGUGCUGGUUAUCAUGGCCAUUGUGUUCUUUGAGAACGUGCGAGAAGUGGCGUUCAUCAAGCCUCUGUGCCAACCAGAUGACCAUCAGCACUGGUGGAUGGUUUCUUGGUGGGCUCCCAGUUCGCUGCAGGUUUUCGGCUGUGAAGUGGCGUACGGUGUGAAGAUUCUGGGGAUUCUUGUUGCGCUUGGAGUGCUCUUCUUUGCGGUAGCACAGCUUAACCUGGUGGCUGUUAUGCUGCCUGUACUGGGUGCUAUCGCUCUGUAUUACUUGCGUGACGAGUGGCUGAACAUGCUCGUCCGUCUGCCGUUGUUACUCGUCAUUUACGGCUUUAACUCUGGAGUUCUGUACCUGUUUAACCGCUUUGAAGACCGCGGCAGUGAUAGCCACGUGAUUAAGGGAGAAGAUAAGGACGCAGUGGUCAUUGCUACCAAGCGGAGGAGUAUGCUGCUGUACGUCGUGUUCCCGCUUUGCUCGCUGCUUCUGACAGUGGUAACGGGUGUCGGCAUCGCGUGUGACGAGCCAGAACAGUGCGUUGUAUCGGCUUAUGAGGCUACUACACCCGUGCUCGCAGGUUUGUGGGAACUCGCACGAGGAGCCUAUCGAUUGUAGAAGUUAGAGCGGCGAGGGAAAGUUAGGAGCACCGAGGCCGUGCGGUAUUUUGCUGGCUCAUUGACCAGGGAUUUUUUUAAUUUGAAAUGUGUACUGCUACUAGACAACAAGAAAGGUUUACCCAAGCUCAGA